CUUUACUCUAUAAAUCUACCCAGGAAAGAUGAGCUCCGCUGCUGCCCUGUUCGAGCCUCUGCGCUCCUGGCUCUCUUCCGAGAGCCUGCAGUCGUUCGUCAGCCAGCACACCCACAGCAUUAUCGCGCUGAAGAAGAAUGCCCCCGUCGGCGAGGCCCUGAAGACUCUGGGCGACAACAAGAUUCUGUCCGUGCCCGUUCUGGACGAUGAGGGCGAGUACCUUGGCGCCUUCUCCGUCGGCGACGUGCUGCGCGUGCUGAUGCAGGAGCUGGAGACCCAGCUGGGUCACGGCUGGUUCGAGCGCAUGUCCACCAUUAAGGCCGCGGAGCUUGAGGCCGUGGGCAGCGCCGUGUGCGCCAAGAAGGUGCACACCGUGACCCACCCCGGUGACCUGUGGCUGAAGGGCGACGCCAAGACCACCGUGCUGACGGUCAUCAAGGAGGGCUUCCAGGUGCUGGAGCCCAAGGGCCACCACCGCAUUUUCGUGGUGGACCCCGCCAAGGCCCACUCCGUGACCGUCAGCGGCAACACCGUGGUCAUCAACAUCAAGCCCGGCAGCGAGAAGCCCGAGGCCAGCGGCCUGCGCCCCACCGACAUCGUGUCGCAGCUGGACGUGGUCAAGCUGGUGAGCGAGCACAAGGACAAGCUGGAGCUGGUGAUGGACAAGACCCUGGAGGACCUGGAGAUCUUUGAGGGCUCCGUGUUUACCAUCCACGCCUCGGCCACCGCCCUGGAGGCCUUCCACCACAUGGCCCUGGACCACAAGUCCUGCCUGGGCAUUGUUGACAACACCGGCAAGCUGAUCGGCUCCGUGUCCAUCUCGGACCUGCGCUUCGUGGGCUCCAACAACUACGGCCUGCUGAUGAGCACCGUGGCCGAGUUCUCAGUCAUCAUCAACGGCAAGGGCCCCUCGGCUGAGGAGGCCAUCAAGGGCACCCGCGUGGCGGGUGCCGCCGACAACAAGUGGGCGGACGUGCUGAAGGCCGUGCCCCUGCCCACCCUUACGCCCAGCGCCACCUUCGGCAAGCUGCUGGAGACCAUGGCCGGCCAGGGCCUGCACCGCAUCUACAUCGUGGACGAGGACGGCAAGCCCGUGUCCAUCGUGACGCUGACGGACGUGCUGCGCGAGAUCAUCAAGCCCGAGGCCCCCCAGCACAACUUCAAGCGCAUGGGGACGAACGACCUUCCCGAGACCACCGACGACGAGGAGGGUGACGACGAUGAUGACGACGACGAGGACGAGGAGGAGGCCAAGUAAACGGCAUCGUUGCCUACUCGCGGUACUUGGGGACAGCGACAGAGCGGGGCUAAGCUGCGGGUUGUUGGUGCGGACUACUAACUGUUAGCAGCAGCAAGCUGCUGGGCCGGGCUCAGCGAUUGUCGGCAAUGGUGGUGCAGGAGUGGGUUCACUUGUGUGUGCGUGUGUGGUGCAAUAGCGUGGGUGGUGGCGACGGGGCCUGGGCGGCGGCUGGUGAUUGGACCCGCAGUCGGCCUAGAGGAUACGGCGGGGCUCCUGAGCUUGGAUGAGGUGAUGAGGUGGGCCGCGGUGGGGAAGGGCUGCAGACUUGGGCGCGGGGCGGGAGCGCGGGGCGGGACAUUCACAAGUACCGCGCGCCUGCGCCCAAGGGAGCGCCUUGAUGUGCAACGGCCACAGCUAGGGCGAAACGUGUUCUGCUGUGAGCCGUGAGCCCACUGUUGGCCCUUGAGUGCCAUCAGCCGGGUUGGAAGCGGCAAGGAGUGUUUCUGAAUUCACGGAGGACAGGCACCCGUUACAAGCCCCUUGCAUUGGAAGGGGCGUAGUGCAGGGGUGCAUUAAGCAUGAAUAAUUGAGGGCCCCGAGAGGGCCUGAUUACAGCGCCCUGCUUCCCACCAGGAGUGCAACAUUGCACGGCUGGGUCUGCAAGCACACCCGGAUGUAACCCAAAUCAUGG
Molecule: messenger RNA, 1931 nt
Organism: Chlamydomonas reinhardtii
Lineage: Eukaryota; Viridiplantae; Chlorophyta; Chlorophyceae; Chlamydomonadales; Chlamydomonadaceae
Exons: 8
Coding region: 29-1258 (409 amino acids)
Source: RefSeq, a predicted model, not a curated record